Messenger RNA from Corythoichthys intestinalis (scribbled pipefish), 3955 nucleotides. It is a transcript of the gene kcnk10b, whose product is annotated as potassium channel, subfamily K, member 10b. The transcript has 7 exons. Gene Ontology annotation, cellular component: plasma membrane. Lineage: Eukaryota; Metazoa; Chordata; Actinopteri; Syngnathiformes; Syngnathidae. The record is from RefSeq and is a predicted model, not a curated record. Gene Ontology annotation, molecular function: outward rectifier potassium channel activity; potassium ion leak channel activity. The coding region runs from base 209 to 1942 and encodes 577 amino acids. Gene Ontology annotation, biological process: potassium ion transmembrane transport; stabilization of membrane potential.
ACUCUCGAGCAGCAGACAAUGCGGUUAUUUGCUCGCUUGUCAUUAGCGCACACGAUCUUUAAAAUUAGAAGACUAGACAAAACUCUGAAGAUGUGAACAAUCGUUCACUUUAAUCAUUUACAUACGCAUUUCGCUUUUUUGUACUCCAAGCGAUUGCAUUACUUUUGUACAGGAUUUUAAUGAAUUAUUUAUCGGAUUUUUUGCAAAGAUGAAAUUCCCAAUUGAAACCCCGAGGAAACAAGUUAACUGGGACCCCGAACAAGUGGCGGUCCAGAGCAACUUGGUACCUCCCAAGAAGGCCCAACCAGGCAUGGUGAAGUCCACCCUGGUCCAGGCCAGCGUGGCCACCAUGCAGAACCCAAUGGGCUGCGAGCCGAAAGCCAACGGCCACUGUGCCCUGCCUCGCCUGUCCAUCUCGUCGCGCUCGGCCAGCGUGGUGGCCAGCAUGGACGCCAGCUGCGACGGCUCGCUUGCGGCGCUACACUCGGUCAUGAAGUGGAAGACGGUGCUGGCCGUCUUCAUCGUGGUGGUCCUGUACUUGGUGUGCGGUGGUCUGGCUUUCAGGGCACUGGAGCAGCCGUUCGAGAGCGACCAAAAGACCAGCAUCACCCUGGAGAAGGCUUCCUUCCUAUCGAGACACCCAUGUGUUACCCCUGAUGAGCUAGAAGCUCUUAUCAAGCAUUCCAUCGAUGCCGUGAGUGCUGGUGUGAGUCCUUUAGGAGACACAUCCUACAACUCCAGUUACUGGGACCUGGGCAGCGCUUUCUUCUUCGCCGGAACUGUCAUCACUACCAUCGGUUAUGGAAACAUCGCUCCCAGUACAGAGGGCGGCAAGAUCUUUUGCAUCCUUUAUGCCAUUUUCGGCAUUCCUCUGUUUGGCUUCCUGUUGGCUGGGAUUGGAGAUCAGCUGGGCACCAUCUUUGUGAAAAGUAUUUUGAGAGUAGAGAAAAUCUUUAGGCAAAAACACAAACAGAUCAGCCAGACAAAGAUCCGGGUGACAUCAACCAUCCUCUUUAUUUUUGCUGGUUGCAUCGUCUUCGUCACUGUCCCGGCUGUCAUUUUUAAACACAUCGAGGGCUGGACUACGCUGGAGGCCAUCUACUUUGUUGUCAUCACUCUCACCACAGUGGGGAUCGGCGACUAUGUGGCUGGCGGAAACCGCAGGAUUGACUACAUGAAGUGGUACAAGCCACUGGUGUGGUUCUGGAUCCUGGUGGGCUUGGCUUAUUUUGCGGCUGUCCUCAGCAUGAUUGGAGACUGGCUUCGAGUGUUGUCAAAGAAAACCAAAGAAGAGGUUGGAGAAUUUAAAGCUCAUGCAGCUGAAUGGAAGGCGAACGUUCGUGCUGAAUUCAGGGAGACGCGGCGGCGUCUGAGCGUCGAGAUCCAUGACAAGUUGCAGCGGGCUGCCACCAUCCGAAGCAUGGAGCGCCGCCAGCUCGGCCUGGAGCAGCGGGCGCACUCUUUGGACAUGCUUUCCCCAGAGAAGAGGGCAGUUUUUGCCAGCCUAGAUGCUGGCCGUUUCAAGACUUCGUCCCAGGAGAGCAUCGACACCAAGCUGAACAACCUCCGCCUGAAAGGCGCAUGCGAGCCCUAUGAGCACCGCUGUGGCGAGCAGACGCAGCAGACGGCGUCCUCUUCGGAGGAGAACCUCUUCAACCUGCGCUUUGGCUCACUCACUAAGUUGGGCAGGCGCAGCAAGAACCGCGAGAUCCGGAGGAACAUCCCUGGGGACUCUCGACGGGCCAGCGUCAGCGUGAGCAACGGGAACGUUAUGGUUGAUGAAGAGCGGGGCGAAGGAGUGGAAGAAGAUGGUGAGCUAGAUGAGGAAAAUCAGGAGAGGAAAGAGAGGAACACUAGUUUGACAAACCUGUCUCAGUAUUCUAUGGAGCGCUCAAAGUUGAACGGACGUAUUCCAGAGCUAUCUAAACACCAGAACGAUUAGGUGUUCUCUGGAGAAUCUCUUCAGAUAAAGAGAUAUAAACUGUCAGCAGGAGUUCUUUUCACACAUCUUGAGGUCCUGCCUAAAAGAAUCAUGCCCCAUAGGUAAAAUUUAUGGACUCAAAGGAACGCUCCUACUUGUAAGGCUGCAGACAAAACUGUCUAAAUCUAGAGUGAUUAGCUGUUUGCUGAAAACAUUUAUCAGCCAGAGGGUUGACAUUCAGGAAUAGUACGCCGUGGGGGAAAUUUCUGGACUCCUAAGAACACUCUUAGCUCAAUAUACAUACAUACGGGAACUGUCCAAAACCAGAAUGAUUCCGUUUCCUCAAAAAACCCAUCAGACAGAGGGACAUGUAACGGAACAAGCCCACUUCUGCCCCUUGAGGUACAUUUUUAAAAGAAUUGUACUCCAUAGGAAUCAUUUCUAGACCCCUAGAAAAGCUCCUGGCACAGCGGAAAUGUUAAAAAACAGAACGACUAGUCACUAUUGACUGCAGUCACUGUUGACUGCAGUCAUGUCAGCUUGUGGACACAAGAGGUGUUUUAAAUUAAGCGGGUGAAUAGCCAAACUUUCUGGACUCCCUUGAAGCAUUCCACGUAGAACAGGUGCGGAUGUAUACCAGGACUGUCAAAAACUAGAAUGCUUAGCUACUUGCUGGGAAAACUCACCAAACCGAGGGAUAUAUUGUAGACUUUGAGUAGGAGUCUUUUAUUGUUCCUCAAAGUACAAUUCUAAGAUAAAUAUACACAAUUUGGAAAAUUAACUGGAAUCUAAAGCAAACUGAGGCCAAAGGGAACGUUUCCAGACCAGAAUUGUCAGAAAACUAUUUAUCAGAAAAAGUAAUCGAGACUUUCAAAAGGAGUCCACUUCUGCCUCUCAAAGUACAACCUAAAGCCCCUUUCACAUACACCUGAACACCGUUUAAAUCCCGGGAUUUAAACGGGCAGUCCUUGUAUGUUAAAGCAAUUUACGCGGACAUUUAUCAAGUCGCGUCUUCAUAUAACUUUCCCUGGAGGCGGUGUGCGGGAAAACAGGCAUUAAAUUCUCGGGUCACAGCACGAUGGCUGAUGACGUAAAUAUCAUGGCGGGCCAAUCGUCUUUGAAUUAAGACGAAAAGCGGUAAACGAACAUCCCAAUUAUCAACAUAGCAAGCUGGAAAUAGCUAAAUUAAACUGAAAACAUAACAAAAUUAAAUUGCUACACUAUCGUAGAGCCGAGGAAGAAAGUCCAUCGUCCAUCUUUGGAAAUGUGUGGUUUAUUUUGUUGCCGAUGUUAGGGUCCGCUACUGCGGAAACAAGGUUGUACUUCAAAGCGGAAAACAACGGAGGGACGCGUUCAAGAGUUUAAAACUAAAAUACAGUGGUACCUCGACAUACGAUUGCUUCGACACACGAUCUUUUCGACAUCCAACGUAAAAUUCGACUCGCUAUUUGUUUCUACAUCCGACGACGUGCUCGAAAUACGACGACAUGACAGCACCGCAGAAGGAUGCAUGGCUGACUUUUCUUGUGACAGAAAUCAACACAGGCUUUAAAAAGGUUGGUACAGGUGGUGAAACAAGGAAAAAGGUGACGCUUACCUUCUAAAUGAGGAUGCAAAUUAUAGAGAAAUAUGAGCGUGGGGUGCGCAUCCGUGAAAUGGCUCAACAAUACAUGUCCACAGUCCUCCUCCGACCACCGUUCGCCAGUCUUUAUAAGUUAAGUCGACAAUUAUUUUUGUGGUUACAUUGUCAAAGAAAUCGCCUGCUUUGUCAGGUUUUUAUCAUUUAUUUCAGAACUUAUCCAACACAAAACGCAAUUGACUGUGUACUCAGGAAAACAUUGAAAGUGAAAGUAAACUCAACCGCACUGUUCCGCUCUCUUGUCAUGUCAGUCACGCGGUGCGUUCAGGUCGUGCAAAAAUAAAUUUGAAACUCAAAAAAUGCAUUUGAAAGUUAUUUUUUUAUUACAUUUUUUCAUUUUUUUUUUGAUUGAAGUCAUUUUUUUUUUUUUUUUUGAUUGAAGUAAUGUUGUUUUG